UACAUUUGUGCCCAAGAGGCUGCCGUAGCUAUCCAUUUCUGCGCAUGCGCCUCAGCUGCCAGGGAAGCGCUCAUUCCUCAACAAUUAUGGCGGCUGUUUGGAAAAGGAGCUGUAUGCUGCCAGGAGUCGCCCGCAGCAGGUGCCUUUCUCUUUCUUUUGAACGCCUCAGCUCUAAAGAUGAAAAAUCAACAAAAUUUAAGCCACCUCCAAAACCAGUCAUUGUGGAUGAGUCAAAACUUCAUGCAACAGAAAGAAAGUUUCUCAGUCCUGAAUUCAUCCCUCCUCGGCAGAGAAUAAAUCCUUUGAAAUUCUACAUUGAAAGGAGAGACAUGGUGCAAAGGAGGAAAGUAAUGAAUAUUCCAGAAUUCUAUGCUGGAAGUAUACUUGCUGUUACUACAGCAGAUCCCUAUGCCAAUGGAAGGACCAGCACUUUCGUAGGACUUUGUGUUCAGCGAUCAGGAAGAGGACUUGGUGGAACCUUCGUACUUCGAAAUGUAAUAGAAGGACAGGGUAUUGAAAUUUGCUAUGAACUGUACAACCCUUUAAUCCAAGAAAUCAAGGUUCUGAAACUUGAGAAAAGAUUGGAUGAGAACCUGAUGUAUUUACGAGAUGCCCUUCCAGAGUACAGCACUGUUGAUGUUAACAUGAAACCUAUACCAGUUCCAUUGAAUGAAGAUGUUCCUGUUAACAAGAUGAAGGUCAAAAUGAAACCAAGACCCUGGUCGAGACGCUGGGAGCAUCCUAGGUUCAAUAUCCAAGGCAUCGAUUUUGACUUAUAUCUCCACGAAAAAGCCAAACAAAGAGUAGAAAAGUGGAAAACGCCCUGGAAUGAAUUUGAUAUGAUGAAAGAGUAUGAUACAUCAAAAAUUGAAAAGAAAAUCUGGGAAGAAGUCAACAAAGAGCUGGAGGGGAAAGUAUAGAAAUCAUGGAAAACUUUAUCUAGGAAGAUCAAUGCUGUUAAUUUUGCUUUAUUGUUUCUUCAGUGAUCAACUCUUGAAAAAUAUCCAUGUAUGUAAAGUAUAUUGAAAUAGCUGUUUCUAUGUAAGCUAUACCUAUUGACUUCAAAUAAUGACUGCUUAUUUAUAUUA
This is a messenger RNA of Anolis carolinensis (green anole), 1088 nucleotides long. It is a transcript of the gene mrpl19, whose product is annotated as mitochondrial ribosomal protein L19. Bases 45 to 920 code for a protein of 291 amino acids. Gene Ontology annotation, biological process: translation. The transcript is spliced from 6 exons. Gene Ontology annotation, cellular component: mitochondrial large ribosomal subunit; ribosome. The record is from RefSeq and is a predicted model, not a curated record. Gene Ontology annotation, molecular function: structural constituent of ribosome. Lineage: Eukaryota; Metazoa; Chordata; Lepidosauria; Squamata; Anolidae.